AAGACGAAGGAAAAAUGCAAAAGUCAAAAUGUCAACUUUUUGACCCACAGAUAUUUCUUGGAUCUUCUUCUUAUUUGAAUCUAUAAUCAAUCAAUCCAAUCCAUCUCAUUUCUUUCACAUUUACUAUUUGUGUUUGUUAGAGAUCAGAUCCCUCCCUCAGGUUUUCAUCUCUUCUGCUCUUUUUCGUUCCCUUUUCGGAUUCAGGGUAAUUACUUGCAUCAUCAACAACAUCUCAGAUUCGGUAGUAUAUUAACUUUGUUGAAUAUGGGCUAUCUUAAUUCGGUAUCAUCUGCUAUUCCGGGUCAACCCAAUGGCGACUCCCCUGUUAGUGGUGGCGGUUUGAGUGAAGAUUCGAAGUUUAGCUAUGGGUUUGCAAGUUCCCCUGGAAAGAGGUCUUCAAUGGAGGAUUUCUACGAGGCAAGAAUCGAUAAUGUAGAUGGUGAAACAAUUGGACUUUUUGGUGUAUUUGAUGGUCAUGGUGGUGCCCGGGCUGCGGAAUAUGUGAAACAACAUCUGUUUAGUAAUCUCAUUAAGCACCCAAAGUUCAUAUCUGAUACCAAAGCGGCAAUAUCUGAUGCAUACAGUCAUACGGACACUGAGUUUCUGAAAUCUGAGAAUAAUCAGAACCGGGAUGCUGGAUCGACUGCUUCAACUGCUAUCCUUGUUGGUGACCGUUUGCUGGUUGCAAAUGUUGGCGACUCACGAGCUGUGAUUUCAAGGGGUGGUAAAGCCUUUGCUGUUUCUCGUGACCAUAAACCAGAUCAAAGUGAUGAACGACAACGUAUUGAGGAUGCUGGCGGCUUUGUGAUGUGGGCAGGGACUUGGAGAGUUGGUGGCGUGCUUGCUGUUUCUCGUGCAUUUGGUGACAAGUUAUUGAAGCAAUAUGUGGUAGCUGAUCCUGAAAUCCAAGAGGAAAAAGUUGAUAACUCACUUGAGUUUUUGAUUCUUGCAAGUGAUGGACUCUGGGAUGUUGUCACUAAUGAUGAAGCUGUUGCAAUGGUGAAACCAAUUGAAAGCCCAGAAGAGGCUGCCAAGAGGCUGAUGCAGGAAGCAUCUCAAAGAGGUAGUGCUGACAAUAUUACAGUAGUCGUCGUUCGUUUCUUGGACAAUCACAAUGCUAGUAGUUCGACUUCCCAUUGAAAUGGAAAUUUGCUCUUUGUGCACUAAUAGAGAACUUACAUCUCUUGGCUUUUAUAGAUGAUGAUGAUUGUGUUUUGAGUUUCUUCUAGCAAAAUGUUUGAUGUGAGUCUUUAAUGACAACUUUUCGACUGUUAUUUUUCUGUUAUUGUGUUUUUAUACAAUUGAGUGGUGUAGGUGUUAAGUUUGUUCUAAAUGUUGGUUCUGUGUGUUGCAAAAAUAAUAAAUGUACAAGUACCGCUUAUUUAUGUCAAUUUAUGUAAUUUCCAAGUGUUCAAAA
Messenger RNA from Erigeron canadensis, 1417 nucleotides. Its product is annotated as probable protein phosphatase 2C 59. NCBI's taxonomy places the organism in Eukaryota, Viridiplantae, Streptophyta, Magnoliopsida, Asterales, Asteraceae. Gene Ontology annotation, cellular component: cytosol; nucleus. Gene Ontology annotation, biological process: protein dephosphorylation. The transcript is spliced from 3 exons. The record is from RefSeq and is a predicted model, not a curated record. Gene Ontology annotation, molecular function: cation binding; protein serine/threonine phosphatase activity. The coding region runs from base 265 to 1140 and encodes 291 amino acids.